AUGCUCUCGGAAGACCAUGAAGAUUUGACUUGUCCCAUCUCGAGAGAAUUACUCCAAGAUCCGAUCGUCGUGCCGUGCUGUGGGAGAGCCUUUUCACGUGAAUCUCUGAGAGUCUACUUUGGACAAUUCUCACCUCACUCAGUUAGUGGAAAUCACAAGGCUUGUCCUUGUUGCAGAGCCGAUUUGGACCAUUUCAAUGUACAAGAGGCUCCUAAAAACGUGAAUUUAGCCUCUCUUGUGGAGAUGGUCUUGCAAGAGAAGAACACGAGUACAACAGCAGCUGCCUCGAAUCAUGAUGAACCACAAGCCAAGUUUUCUGCUGAGGCCGAACACUUGUUGGACAACGAUGAUCAUGAUAUUGGAGUGGCCGAGCUCAAAAUCACAGUCAAUGAUUCCACUCUCAAUCCUAAACCCACACUUUUCAUUGUAUUGGCCGAUGUCUCAGGAUCCAUGCAAGGUCGGCCUUGGGAACAAGUGUGUGCCUCUUUGAAACAUAUUGCUCAUCAGAGUUUUGAAAAUCCAGCCGUGAUUUGUCGGAUGGUGGCCUAUGAAAGUAGUGCCAAAGAAAUUGACAUGAGCGGAAGUUUGAAUCAAAUUGUUGCUCGAAUUGAGAAGGCAUUUACGGGAGGAGGAACUGAUUUCGCGAGUGCAUUCUCCACUGCAUGCUCAAUCAUUAAAAGAGAAAGUCACAAUCAGGGAACUGUGGCUGAGGAGCUACCUUUUGGACAUGUAGUGAUUGCCUUCUUGACAGAUGGUCAAGAUCAGUCCUGUGUCGGACUUCAAGAUGGUAUUGAAUAUCUUCGUAGAGAGUUGGAUAAAGUGUACAGAGGUGACUAUGUCGUUCAUACAGUUGGUUUUGGAAGCAAUCAUAAUUUGGAAUUAUUGGAUGCAAUGAGAAAAGUUGGUACUUUGGAAGGAGCUUAUCGUUAUGCAAACUAUGACGAUAAUGAUGACGUUAUUUGUGGAAAAUUAACUUCGAUAUUCGAUACUGUGAGUUCCUCCAGUACCAUCUCUGCUGAAAUUACCUUAUCUGAGGGGUUGUUCACUCUUUAUGGAAGUGACUCCAAGCCAGGAAAUACAUUCUUGGUGAAUAUUCCAGUGAACAAGUCAGGUCAUGGAUCCAUCACUCGGUACAUUACUUGUGUUCCAGAAUCAGACAAAACAAUUCAAGCUCAAUUAAGAGUCUCUGGAAGAGAUCCAAUCCAAAUAUAUAUUUUUCAAACGAUAUGCCCUCAACGAUUGAGAUUAAGAUCUCUCCAAAAAUUGGCCAGUCAUCAUGUCGAUCAACUUGCUGCUCAGGCUCUCUAUUUGGCCGGAGUUGACAAGAAACAAUACGGAGAAGCAUUGUUUGCAUUUCAUUGCGAAUUAUUGAUUCGAUGCACUGCAUCUUUGAAGGGAAUUGAUCAAUUAUUGGGUGACAAAUUGACAGUUAUUGAGGCUGAAUUGCAGAAAAUUAAGCUAGGUCAAGUUGUGAACACGAAUGUUUUGAACGAUUUAAAGUUUUCUAGCAUGUUUUCUGUGAAACAAACGCCUGAACCAGAAUUCAAGAAAAAGAAAGAACGUAAUAGAAUUGUGCAACCACCAAAAUUCAAAAACGCUCUUGCGGGAGGAAACGGUCAAAUCUCCAAGUACAACAUUAAGAAAAUCCAUUAUGCCCACGGUAAAAAACAAUAUUCCAAAGUACAUACUGCUGUCGUUCAACUCAAGAGUAGUGAAUUUGCAAACUACUUAAUUCAAGAGAAUUGCCUAUCAAUCAUUAAUGAGAAGGAUCGUGAUGGCAACACACCAUUACAUCUCGCUUGUAUGAAGGGACAUCUUGAGGCUGUAAAGAUACUGGUCUCUCAAGGUUCUGACCUUUCAAUCACCAAUAAGGACAAUCUUACGCCGUUGGACUUAGCUAUCAUGAUGGGAUAUGAUCGUUGUGUGACGUUCUUACUGGACCAACGGGCUCCAACAGCUGCUUCGAAUGAUCAACUAAUGAACUAUGUGUUUGAUAGACAUUUCUUUAGAACUGCUUCGAUACUCUUAGAUAGGGGAGUGUGUAGGAUUUCAAGCGAUAUUCGUAACUUUGUGGAUGGCAAAUGUUAUGAUUGGAUUGAUCAGAGAGAGUCUGCUUCUGCCUCCACUGAACUUUUAGAUAUGGCCGUCCGUAAAGGAAAUGUAGAGCUCUUUGAAAAAUGCGUUCAAUCUGGAAUUAUCCCUGAUGUUUAUCACAUGUAUUUGGCGAUGGACUAUGGACAACUUGGAAUUUUCAAAACUCUCGCCAAAACGCUCAAUGUCAACGACAUUGUUGGAUACGAAGGAAAUUAUGAAUCAUUGUUAUUUGUGGCAGCUUCUUCAGGGAAAUUAGAUUAUGUCAAGGUGUUAUUGGAACAUGGAGCCGAUAUGGAUUGGAGAAAUGUCAACGGCAAUAAUGCACUCUGGACUGCUUGCUGUAAUAAUAGAAUUGAUGUCGUUGAAACAUUAUUGGAGGCUGGGUCUGACCCCAACACACAAAACAACGAUGGCGUUGUUCCACUGAUUUCUUGUGCUCAGCGCGGUACUUUCGAGAUUGCUGAAAUUUUAAUGAAUUAUGGAGCUCACGUGAACACCCCAAAUAAUAAUGGAGACAAUCCAUUGAUUAUUGCUUGCAGAACUGGACAAGCAGAAAUUUUGGAAUUAUUCUUGUCCAAGGCUACCGAAGAAGAUUUGCAAUAUUGUGCCAAAAUUGAUGGAUUUAACGCCUUGUUUUCUGCUGCUGAACAAGAUAGAGCUGAAUGUAUUUUAACUCUUCAUCGUUAUGGUGCUUCUGUGAAAUGUAGAACUCGACCUGACAAUCAAAUCAUUCCAUACUCUAAUCCUCUUCACUUGACAGCUCUCUAUGGAUGUGUGAACGCUGCAAAGGUUUUGCUUGAUUUGGGUGCUGAUAUUGAAGCUCAAGAUUUGGCAGGUAUGACACCUCUUCAUGUAGCUAUGCUUCGAGGUAAUUUAGAGGUUGUUAAAUUAUUCAUUUCAAGAAAUGCUAACAUGUUCGCUCUUGACAAUGCAGGAAAUAUGCCUGGAGCUUACUGCCAAGACAUUAAUCCAGAUAUUCUUGUGGAACCAUUGUAUCCUUUCCUUGUGAAGAUUGCUCAUGGAGACUAUGGAUUAUUGGAAUCGAAAUUUAUUGACCUCCUGAGAAAUUAUGGUGUUUUACCCGGAUUUUUGCAACCAGGAGAGAUUACAAAUUUGAGAGGUUUAACCGCCGGAUGUGCACUCAUUGAAGCAGUCAUUUAUGGAAAUGUGAAUGCUGCUAAAGCUUUUGUCGAGUUGGGAGCAGAAGCUUCAAUUAAGGAUUCUUUUGGUAUGACAGCUCGAGAUUGGGCAAAAGUUGUUGGAGGUAUGAUGAAAAUUAUCAUUCCUGGAUCUCCCAACUCUGAAAUUAUGAAUCGACUUUCAUUGGUAACAGGCAGGGAUAAGCAAUUAGUUACACUCAUUGGGAAACCACCUCAACGAGGAGAUUUACAGAUUGUGACUCCUCAUAUUGAUGAAUUUUUUGAACCUUCCUCUAUGACUCAAGAGAUCACCGUAGUUGAACCUCUAAAAAUUUAUGAUCAUCCUAAAUGGGUUGGAGGAAAGAAUGUUUUCCAAAAUGAAAUCUUUCACAUCAAGAGACAAAUUAUUGGUCAUGUGGCAAGUGGGUCUCCCAUUCCUCCAAGAACUUGGGCUAUUUUGUACCUCAUUUCUGGAGAUACCUCUGCCAUCAACAUUUACAAUUCAGCUCCUCAAUCUUUCAACUUUGAUGAAACACCUAAAUUUGAAGGAGAAUCAUUCAUUUAUGAAUCCAAAGUGGACAGAACUAAAUUCAUGCCUGGAUCCACCAUUUGUUGGAACAGAUUUGUUGUCUCAAAUUUGAAUUGGAACAUUCCGAAACAAGGAACCUUAUUCUUAAUCAAAUCCAAGAAAUCUGGUACUAAGGUUGCUCAAAAGGUUGUGUUUGGUACAAACGCAAAAUUCAAAGUGACACAUUGGUAUAAGGCGGACUCCACCUGCAUUGCCCAAAAGAACAUUCGUGUGUCCUGCUUCAAGAUUGACGACACUGACAACAAAUACAAACUCACCGAUUCACCCAUCAUUAUUGAACUCGAAGAAAUUGAGAAGGAAGAAUAA
This is a messenger RNA of Naegleria fowleri, 4128 nucleotides long. RefSeq lists its product as uncharacterized. Gene Ontology annotation, cellular component: axon initial segment; membrane; synapse. The transcript has a single exon. The record is from RefSeq and is a predicted model, not a curated record. Bases 1 to 4128 code for a protein of 1375 amino acids. Gene Ontology annotation, biological process: neuronal action potential; negative regulation of delayed rectifier potassium channel activity. Lineage: Eukaryota; Heterolobosea; Eutetramitea; Acrasida; Naegleriidae. Gene Ontology annotation, molecular function: transmembrane transporter binding.